GAGCGGGAAGAGGAACCGGCAGCGAUGGCGGCGGCGCCCAUGGAGCGCGCUCAGGGGGUGCUGGUGGCUCUUGAGGCCGCCCUGGCCUUGGAGGAGGAGGACGGCGACGUCCCGGCCCCGAUCCUUGUGGAGCAUCUGAUGGACACCCGUCGCAAGCAGAAGCUGCUCCUGGCCCAGCUGCGGGUCCUGCAGCUCCUCCUGGGGCUGGUGGAGAACCCGGGACCCCCCCUGCCCCCCCCCGGCCUGCGAGAGGCUGUCUCAGAAGCUCGGGGCCGCUGGCAGGAGCUCAAGGCCGGGUACGGGGGGGCCGUGGCCGCCCUGGGGGGGGCUCUGCCCCCAGCACUGGCCCAGCUCGAGCAGGGGCAGCGGCUGCUGCAGCGGCUGCGGGGGGCCCUGGGGGGGGCCCGACAGCGCCAGAAAAAGGAACUUCAGGCAAAGCUGCAGGAAGCACGAGGGAGACGGGAGCAGCUGCAGCAGCGAUUGGAGCAGCAGCGGCAGGAGCGGCUCAGCCAGCAGGGGGCGCUGCGGCAGCAGCGCUGGGCGGCCCAAAGGGCAGAUGCCGGCUGCCGCCUGUACCAGGUCCUGACGGGGGUCCGGGUGCUGCUGCCCCCCCCCGGGGGGGGCCCGGAGCUGGAGCUGGAGCUGCUGCCCCCCCCGGACCCCCCAGAUUCCCUCCCAAGCCUGCGCCUGCGCUGCAGUCCCCGCGGGGAGGUCCACGUCCUGGACUCCCCCUUCCCAUUGCCCCCCCCCUUGGGCCCGGGGCUCUUGGAGCUGCAGGAGCACUGCUGGGAAGGGGGCACCCUAUGGGCAGAGGUGGAGCAGCUCCAGCACAGGUUCGCCCUGGAUUGGGAUCCAUCCCUGAGGUGCCUGCGGGUGCUGGGAGCAUCUGGGACCCUCUGGAUGCUGGAGCUGGAGCCUGGGUACCCACAGAGGGGGGGGGUCCGCGUGGUGCCCCCCCCUGGGGUGGCCCCCCCGAGUCCUCCCCCCUCUGCCUGCCCCACACUGACGCAGUGGCUGGAGCUGCUGGUGAGACCCCCCCAGAAGCCCCCCAAGUAACACCCCCCCAAACAAACCU
Melopsittacus undulatus (budgerigar) is the source of this 1075-nucleotide messenger RNA. RefSeq names its product ZW10 interacting kinetochore protein (gene ZWINT). The record is from RefSeq and is a predicted model, not a curated record. The transcript has 10 exons. Bases 25 to 1056 code for a protein of 343 amino acids. Gene Ontology annotation, biological process: mitotic cell cycle checkpoint signaling. NCBI's taxonomy places the organism in Eukaryota, Metazoa, Chordata, Aves, Psittaciformes, Psittaculidae. Gene Ontology annotation, cellular component: kinetochore.